AUAAAAGAAUCAGAAAUAACGUAAAACAUCACUAAUUAAGCUAUAUAUAAGUGUAAAACAUUUCAGCAGCUGAGAUUAUUCUCUAGCUUAACACAAUAAAAUAAUUUUGUACAUAAUAAAAUAUUUUGUUUUCUUUUUUUGUAAGCAAUGAUUUUUGUCUCCGUGAAGAGAAGUUGGGGUUUCGGCUACGGCUCCGAACUAUUGCUUCCUCUGUGAUUGGUGUUUCACUAAAAUAUUUAGUUUACUACAAUAGAUAUAUUAAAAUGCUGUUAAAGGGUGAAUUCCUUGGAUAGAUUUAAAGAUAUAUUCCAAAUCAAAGUUUUUUUUUGAAAAAUUAUUUGCAAGUUAAUGUAUUUUUAUUCGUUUAUUAAAUUGGUGAUUAAUAUUUUAUAUAUGAGGUGUGCGACAUUUAGGCAUUUAUUUUCAAGUAAGCCGAUAAAGAUGGUGAGAAGAGACUAAGCCCAGCCACCGUUAAGGAGAAAAUUUUCCAGUUUUUCUUGUGUGUAGUUUUAAUUCUCCAUAUGCCUUCAUCAACUCAACAACAAAGGUGGUGGUUUCCAUAAUGGAAAAUUUACACAGCCUAGAUCCCAGAAAACAGGAAUUAUUAGAAGCUAGAUUUCUUGGAAACAGAGGUUUUUCUAACAGUGUCCCAGAACAAUUAUUACAAGCUAGUCAAAAUGCUACUAUGAUGCAAAGUGGACUGAAUCUUGCAGUUGGUGCUAAUAGUAACAGCAAUAACAACCAAGACUCUAAUCUAAGUGCUGCCAGUGGCAGCUCUGUGAGUAGUGAUAAAGAAAUAGAGUCACCAGAUAAAUAUCCUCCUCCUCUAAGAGCGCAAUCCUCUGAAAGGAAGAGAAAAAGAAAAGAGGAGGCAGUUGCGUCUGACUUGGUAUAUACAGGAAAAACCCCAAGACCAGAAACAUCAAAGAAAAUAAACGAAUAUUUUAAAGUAAGUUACUGUAAUAUAAAAGAGUGUUCUAAUAUAGAAAUGACUAGUACAUUUUACAAUGGAAAUACGUAUCCUCCUUCUCCUCAAGCUAAUCCUCUGCAAUCUCCUCUUUCCACAAUGAGUGGAAAUUUGGACUAUUCUCAAUUAAUGGCUCCUAUGCAGCGAAGUUCACAGAUGUUUCACCGUGCAGUACAAACAGAUCUGACGAUAAAUAAAAUUAAAGAACUGGAAAGCAAAUCUGCAAUGGACCUAGAAAUAAGAGACAAUAGAAUAGAUGAAUUACAAAGGGCUGGAGAGGAAUAUAAAAGACAAGUCAGUACACAACAAAAGCUCUUAGACAAACAAAAAGAACAGCAAAGCAAGUGUCUAGCAGUAACAAAACAGUUAUUAAUUGAAAAGAGCACAAUGGAGAAAAAAGCUGCCAGACAAAAGUGUAUGCAGAAUAGGCUACGUUUAGGUCAGUUUAUUACACAAAGGCAAGGAGCGUCUUUUGUAGAAAACUGGGUAGAUGGCUAUGCCUUUACAGAACUUAUAAAGAAGCAAGAACAGAUUGCCACUGAACGGGAAGAAAUAGAAAGACAGAGAAAACUACUUGGUAAAAGAAAACCUAGUACAGCACAGCCUAAAGGAAGAGCUAAUAAUGGCCCUUCAUCUGUCGCAAUAGCAAAUGGUGAUUUUGCUAAACCAGAUCCUCCUAAAGAUUCUCUUCAAAAAUUGACAUGGUUAGAAUAUUAUGAACAUGAAGAAAUAUUAAAACUUCGACAAGCAUCAUUAAAAAAGGAAGACACUGAUCUACAAGUAGAGUUGGAAAAGCUAGAACGAGAAAGGAAUCUGCAUAUUAGGGAAUUAAAGCGUAUACACAACGAAGAUCAAUCUAGGUUUAAUAAUCAUGCUGUUUUGAAUGACCGCUACCUAUUAUUAAUUCUCCUUGGUAAAGGAGGUUUUAGUGAAGUACAUAAAGCUUUUGAUCUAAAAGAACAAAGGUAUGUUGCCUGCAAAAUACAUCAAUUAAACAAGGACUGGAAAGACGACAAGAAAGCAAAUUAUAUUAAGCAUGCUCUUAGGGAAUAUAACAUUCACAAGUCUCUAGAUCACCCUCGUGUUGUAAAAUUGUAUGAUGUAUUUGAAAUUGAUCCUAACUCAUUUUGUACAGUAUUAGAGUAUUGUGAUGGUCAUGAUUUAGAUUUUUACUUAAAGCAGCACAAGAGCAUUCCAGAAAGAGAAGCUCGUUGUAUUAUAAUGCAAGUUGUUCAUGCACUUAAAUAUUUAAAUGAAAUAAAGCCUCCUGUGAUUCAUUAUGAUUUAAAACCAGGCAAUAUCCUACUCGGAAGUGGUACUGUUAGUAAUGAAAUAAAAAUAACAGAUUUUGGUUUAAGUAAAAUAAUGGAUGAUGAAAGCUAUGUGCCAGAAAUUGGCAUGGAUCUUACAUCUCAAGGUGCUGGGACCUAUUGGUAUUUGCCACCUGAAUGUUUUGUUGUAGGAAAGAAUCCUCCGAAAAUUUCCUCAAAAGUUGAUGUUUGGAGUGUAGGUGUGAUAUUUUACCAAUGUUUAUAUGGAAAAAAGCCAUUUGGGCACAAUCAAUCCCAAGCAACUAUAUUAGAAGAAAAUACUAUUCUCAAAGCAAAAGAAGUUGAGUUUCCUCCCAAGCCAGUCGUUAGCAAUGAAGCUAAGCAAUUCAUCAGAAAAUGCCUGCAAUACCGUAAAGAGGAUCGCAUUGAUGUUUUUAGUCUUUCCAAUGAAGAUUAUUUGAAACCAAAUUAUCCAAAACACAGUCGUCAAGCAAAUGCAGACAAAUCGUAGCACCACCUUCUGACAGACUCAGUGUGUUGAACAUUUAAGUGUUACACCCAGCAACACCUUCCUGUGUGAAUUUGCCAAGUGUGUAUAUUAUCAAAAAAGAGAAAGAAAAAAAAACUUUUUAGAAUUGCCUUGGCUUCUCUGGAUCGAACUGAAUUUAAUCUGCCUUGUGCAAGAAGUUGUGUACAGUAAAGGAAAAUAUAUGAAAUGAUCCAGUGUUCCUAGCUCUAUUUUCACUGUUGGACUGCACAGACCUCAACACUGCUGCUCCUGUUAAAAUGAACUGCAUGGUUGCAUCGCUCGAGGCAUGUGCUUCAUUGUACAUUUCUUAGGUUGGUCCACUAAGAACAGUUCAUUAACAUUCAAAUGCGAUAAUAUAUGUAGAUGAAUUGUGAAUACAAAAAUGUAAAUGACAAAACUAGGACAUCAGUCUUUUUACCGGAAAAUUUAGCAUUCAAAUAGAAGCAUUUGUUUUCCUGUGUUUGCCAAAUAAAUUUUUAAAGAUCACUAUUAUUUUGUGAAUAUGUUUUAUCUUUUAUUUCUCUUUUUAUAUAUACAUAUAUAUAUAUAUAUAUAAAAACCUAAAUUUGACUCUUCAAAAAGCAUGUUAAUGAAAUGAAGCCUUUUUGUACAUAAACCCUUACAUAUCUACUCAAUGUAAAAAAUGAAAAAAAAAUUAUUUAAAAUUAUGCAGAUUUGACAACGUAAAAUCAAUUAUGUUUUAAUAAUUGUAUCUUUGGUGUUUUCAUUAAGUUUGUCUUUACUUUGUAAAAUGUAGUUUUGCACUGGAUUUGAGUCAUGUUUUUCACUCCACAUCUGUUAAGUUGUUUUGUGGUAUAAUUUGUUACUGUAAUAGCUUGCAAAAGUAAACUUCCAAACAACAGAAUAGUGAAAUUUUAUUUUGUCCAGCAAUAAAAUGUUUGUCAUCUUA
This is a messenger RNA of Parasteatoda tepidariorum (common house spider), 3677 nucleotides long. Its product is annotated as serine/threonine-protein kinase tousled-like 1. NCBI's taxonomy places the organism in Eukaryota, Metazoa, Arthropoda, Arachnida, Araneae, Theridiidae. Gene Ontology annotation, biological process: peptidyl-serine phosphorylation; chromosome segregation; intracellular signal transduction. The record is from RefSeq and is a predicted model, not a curated record. Gene Ontology annotation, cellular component: nucleus. Gene Ontology annotation, molecular function: ATP binding; protein serine/threonine kinase activity.